ACCUGGCAACAACGAGCUCAUAGAACCCACUUACUGAAUGUAACAUCGCUUCACUGAGGAAGGCAGGGAAUUACAAGCCAUCAGCAUGAAUUUCGUUAUGAAGCAAGCGUUGGGAGGGGCCACUAAAGACAUGGGCAAGAUGCUCGGUGGCGAAGAGGAGAAGGAUCCCGAUGCUCAGAAAAAAGAGGAGGAAAGACAAGAGGCGCUGAGGCAACAGGAGGAGGAGAGAAAGGCCAAAUAUGCAAGAAUGGAGGCAGAGAGAGAAAACAUCCGACAGGGCAUCAGGGACAAGUAUGGCAUCAAGAAGAAGGAAGAGAAGGAAGCCGAGGCAGCGGCUGCUAUGGAGCAGGCCUCCGAGGGCAGCCUCACUCGUCCCAAGAAGGCUGUUCCUACUGGCUGCGGCGAUGAGGAGGAAGAGGAGAGCAUCGUAGAUACAGUCAUGAAAUUUAUCCCGGCCCCGCUCAUGGAUAUGUUCAAUAAAAAGUAACAGCGUUGUGAGUUCAGUAUAAUUCUUACAACCUUCAUCUAACCAAUGCUGUACCACCCUGCAGUCACACUGUUCCUCACCCCCCCCCCCCCCCCCCCCCCCUUUGAGGCCAGCAUCUAAGCAACCUGGAAAAUGAGCAACAUGCCACGAUUCCACCCUUGAGUUUAGCCUUUGGAUCUCUGAUGGUGAGCCAUACAUGUUAUACUGGAAGCAGAGGAUCUUUGAUCAAGUCUAAAACAUAUGGUACACCUGCACAGAGAUUCUGAGCCUUUACUUCAAGGCAAACUGAUGCCAUGUUUUCAAAAUGUCCAGAGCUUAGACAAAAACCAGAACAUCCGUCAGCCAUCCUUUUUGUUUGUAAAUAGCCUGGUGUUAUAAAAAGAGAACUAUAUGAGUGAAAUAUGACAUAUAAUAAAGACGACGAAGAGUAUAAGCCAUAUUUUUAACUUUUAGAAAAUUAUCCAAACCGAUUGAAUUUUAUUGAGUUUUGUUCUUGCUAAUAUAUGAUACAUUCGGUGUGUAUGGAUACUUUUAAUUUGUAUUGGUUCUUCAUUGUGAGGAUUCACACCAUAAACUCUCCCUCAUGUUCUCACUCACAAGAGGAUGUAAUUUUUCAUUUGAAAUUAGUUUUGUGUUUGUUUUUUAAGCAUGCAGUAAAACGUUUGUGAAGUGAAGUACACACACCUUUAUCUAUUAUAAUGUGUGAAACACGCUGACAUUUGAGGCAAUAACUGGUUUUUCAUUUUCAUUUAAUUGACACCCACGAUAAUGGACUUUAUGCCUGAAUUGUUCUUCCAUGGAGAAAACUACAAAUCUUCUCCAUACAUAAAGUCUCAAAACAGUUAUUCUGAGUUCUACAUGUUUAUGGUUUCAACGCUCACGUUUAUGUGUUGCUCUAAUAUAAAAGGACUAGAAUUUCAUCAGGCUUCUUAAUUUUGAUUCAAAGUUUUCAUCAGUUUUUGUAAAAAAAAAAAAAGAGAAAUUUCACAAAGACAACAAUGUUGUGAACACACUAUAUGUGAACAGACAGUGACAAUAGUGCAAUAUAUUGUUUGAAAUGAAGUUGUCUUCUGUCCAUUGGUUUAACUGAUGGGAGUAAAGUCCCAAAUCAGCAAUAACAGACGAUCUUCAUUAUUGUGUGUUUAAAUCUACUCCUUAAUGUGUUAGUCAAUGUUUAGGGCACAAGUGUGUCUCCAUAGUAAAGUCAGAUACAUUUGGUAAAAAAAAGAAAAGGGGAAAAGUGGGACUAUUUGUAAAGUACCAUUAGGUCAUGUAUCACAGUAUGAGUUGUGUUCCAAUUAGAAACCAAACGGUCCCAUUUGAAAGUCUGGAGUUUUGUCGUCCCACUCAUGCAUCCUGACACACCCAUGUGGACAUGUUGCUCUUUACACAAUAUUGCGACUGACAUGUGAUAUUUAAUUCUGCCAUAAGUUCUAUAGCUGCUAGAGAUCCUGAUGAUGUUUAAGGGAUUAAAUGUACUUGUGUCCAAUGUACAAGUACUUGGAUGGCGAUAACUCAUAAUGUUCAUUCAAUGAUGACACAUGCAGAAAACUGAGGGCCUCUGGCCUUCAUGAAAAUUACAGAACAUGUUUACGGAUGCUCUAGAGUCCAGUUUGUCUUUUAGGGAAAUGUAAUGGCACAAACAGAUACAGAACUAGCCAACGUUCUCCUUACGCCUUGUUUUGUAUCUUGUCCUUCAUCCCUCAGUGUCUUGUUAAAACAUUCCAGAUAUUUCUUACAUUCCACCAGACGCGUUUCUGGUAUCUCACAUUCUUGGAUAUUUACAGUAGGCCUUAGUCAAUGCCUUGUUAGCCUAUGAGCUUCAAUCUGAUGGUAGUGCAGCCUAAACAUAGAUUUUAGAGUGAAUAUACAAAAACAUUUAUGUCCAAGUGAUUUGAGAGUGUUCAUUUAGCUGCCAUGUACAGAAAAUAUUCCGUCAUUAAGUUUAGCAGAAAACGUAAAUGUGCUAUUAGCAGUGAGAGUUUACUAGAAAAUCUUUUGUGAUCCUUGGCACAGUAGCAGUAGUUUUCUGAAGCAGCUUUUUGCCACAUUGACGCUGUGUUUUUUGAACCAGCUAAACAUAAACUCUAAACUUCUUCAUUCCUGUGGAGUAGAUAAGAAAACGUAGCUUACAGUAGGUUAGCACUUUGUGAGCUCUGUGAUCACAAUGCAUAUAUUACACAUACACACUCGCCGUGUGGUGAGAUCAUCUGUGAACCACAUUUGUUGACCUUCCUGUGAUUUUAUUGUAAUUGUAAACUAGCCUCUUCCCAAACUGUGUUAGCAGAAAGCGAGCAUUCGAGUGAUGUAACCAAGCGUCAGCGACACAUUAUUAUAUCAGAGCAGUUGUCCACUUAAACCAAAGACUAGUGCUGUCAGUAGUAGACAUAGACAACAGGUUUAAUUCAUAUUUAGUUACAUAUUGUAAUUAUUUUCAAAUUCUCAGGUAUUCUAGCUUUAUGUUUCAUCAGAAGUUUAAACCAUGACUAGCCUUCUCUGCUAAAACAAAUUAAUUGUUUCUUUCUUAGUACGACUGUUUCUACGUUCAUUUAAAAAUGACCAAUCUCUCGUUUGGCCCACAGAUAUUACAGAAAGCUCUGAUUACUGCCCGUGUAGGACUUUUCCCAGCAGCAAACGUGUUAAUGAGAUUUCCGUGUGUGCAAGUCCUUCAUUGUCUCCCGAGUGCUCUGAUAUCAGGUCCUCCACUAACCACAUCAUGAAAACCAUUCAUCAUCAUCUUGUAAAUGCUAACUGAUUGCGCGCCAAAUGGCUUAUAGACCACUGCCCAAACAAACUGCCCAAGUCAUGCGUAAUCAAUAUUCUGUCGUCCACUCGAUGCUGUUACUUUGCUCUGAAGUCACUUGUGCCGCUCAUCCAGCCAUUAAUAUGAUAAAUACUGCCUGAAAAAUAUGCCACUUUAAAAAAAAUACUCCUUGGAUGUGACUUGAAUGUAACUGUCUGAUGUUUCUGUCUCUCUCUGUUAUGUACGUGUUGAGAAGAUGCUUACUCUGGUGCAGUAGUUUGGUUUGCUUUCUCGUCUGUAACUGGUCCUGUUUCUGUCCUCUGGUGGUUAGUAUUUAAAAAACAUGUUUAUUUGGUGCAUUUAUUUGUACUGCCAAAUCUUCUCUCCCCCUUUAUCUCUCUACCUACCUAUCUCCCUAUUUGUUGACAAAACUUAUGCAUGCUUAUGGUGUGCGAUGUAGGCAAGAUUGUUGAUAUAAUCGUUUUGUGUCCUCUGUGUUUAAAAGCUCCACCUGUUAACUUCACUGCAUGCCAUUAUAGACAGAUAUUUCAGUCUGUAACUUUUCUGCAAAAAUGGAAUCACUGCACACUGAGAAUAAAGUGAUUUCAUAUAA
Messenger RNA from Betta splendens (Siamese fighting fish), 3843 nucleotides. Its product is annotated as complexin-2-like. Gene Ontology annotation, molecular function: syntaxin binding. Gene Ontology annotation, cellular component: terminal bouton; SNARE complex. NCBI's taxonomy places the organism in Eukaryota, Metazoa, Chordata, Actinopteri, Anabantiformes, Osphronemidae. Bases 86 to 487 code for a protein of 133 amino acids. The transcript is spliced from 3 exons. The record is from RefSeq and is a predicted model, not a curated record. Gene Ontology annotation, biological process: neurotransmitter transport; regulation of neurotransmitter secretion; synaptic vesicle exocytosis.